Messenger RNA from Athene cunicularia (burrowing owl), 6784 nucleotides. Its product is annotated as activator of 90 kDa heat shock protein ATPase homolog 2-like. NCBI's taxonomy places the organism in Eukaryota, Metazoa, Chordata, Aves, Strigiformes, Strigidae. Gene Ontology annotation, molecular function: ATPase activator activity; protein-folding chaperone binding. The record is from RefSeq and is a predicted model, not a curated record. Bases 4135 to 4908 code for a protein of 257 amino acids. The transcript is spliced from 7 exons.
CAGACGCCCCUCGGCUGGCCGAGCCCUUGGCGGGUGGAAGGAGCGCGGCGGCCGGUGUCCCAGCGGGUUCGUUUCGCCCCGUGGGCCCAGCUUUCAGGGGAGGGUGCGCGUUGGUUACCUUCGAGUUUGUGGUGGGUUUCUGAUCAGCGCUUGCGAGGUCGGGAGUGAUCACUUCGGAAAGUAAUCUGUGACCUUUGGGUUGGAACAUCAGGAGUACUUUAGUGAAUCAAAACUGUAGGGAGAUUGCAGGAGACACGUGGGCCUGAACUGCAAUAAAUGCUUUUUUAAAAAUAAGCUUGAAACCUUAGCUUGUCUUCUUCCCCCAUCAUCCCCCAUUUUCUUUUGUACCACGCAUGUUUCUUAGCAUUGUUUUAACAGCAUAUCGGCACGCUAUUACUCAUUUUGCUUUGUAAGAAGUAAAUAACUUCUGUCGUGGUGAGAUAAAUAUCACUUACAACAGUGUGUUUGAAUUGUUUUAAUUUCCUAGCCUGUGCAAAUUACAGCUGUGUUCUUAAUGCUUGUUGAUAGCAGGAAACAGGAGAACCCAUGACCUAUAAAAGUGCAGAUGCUCCUGGAAAUUUAGUGUCACAUCGAGGAUAAUGAUUUACAGGAGGAAAAAGCUGUUAAGUGGGAAUAAGGAAACUAGAAAUAGGUCUUGACUAUUUGGGGUAACAGGGGCUGUGCCCAUGCAUCUUUGUUGUGCCGCAUGCGCUUGCAACCUCAGCUUAUGGAGGUUCAUCCUCUGCUGUGCUCGUCUUGUGGUAAGCUCUGUAUUUGCAGACAAACUGAUAACAUAUCUUUUAGAAACAUCAAGGAAUUCUUUCCAUUUAUUAGAUGCCUAAAACUUGAUGGCAAAGUGUGGACCGUCUCUUGUGUUGGAUUAAGAAGCAGGAAGAGCUGAUGACAGGUGCCUGCAUGGGAAAUUGUACCUGGAUAUUGUAAUGCCAAAUGGCAUGCUGGUCCUCCCCAAAACACUCCACUUAUUUCUCGGGCCUCAGUUGUUACUGUUGGAGGUGGGAAUACCAAAGGCCAUACUUAAUUUUCCCUUCUUAAUUCCUGUGCUUUGGAAUGGGGCUGUAGCCUCUGGAUCAGUGUUUCAGGCAAUGCCGUGGUGGGCUGUCUGCCUUUUGCACUUCUUUUCAUGGUUCCCUUUCUGAUGCAGUUCUUCAUGACUUUCUUUUUCCUGGUUUGGCUGAUGGGAUCUCGAAUGUUUAUUUCACUGCUGAGGCCAGUGCUCCUGUUUGAACAGAUUAGGAAUUGAGGUUGGCUCCCACAAUAAUAGUGCACUUAAAGAAGGACUUAUUUAUUUAUUUUUGUUCACAUUGAUAGUUAACUGUUUCAAAUGUUACAAUUGUAUUACAAACUAAGAACAUACAAUUGUGAUCUAAAUGUUAACAGAAAGGAAGGCAAACGUUGUACUCUGCGGUAUGGUUUCUAUCAAUGCAGUUUAAAUAAUUGCCAUCAGCUUCUUGAAGUUUCGGAUUUUUUUCAGAUAAGCUAAAAUCAUCUAAGUUUUAAACACUAGUUAAACUGUUGGGGUUUUUGUUUUAUUUCUGUGUAUACAUCUUGGAAGUAGGCAGACACAGUAUUCUGUUUGUUUUUCCAUACAGAUUUUUUCCAAACUCUUUCCUCUGCUAGGUCUUUAUGCUCUUCAGCCUUUAACUAUAGACAACUCUAAUGUUGCAUUGGGUACGUUUUCCAGUUCUGUGUUUCACUGAGUGGUUAAUGUCUCUGAGAGCUUAGUUUUAAAGGAGUUUGCUACUACAGGGUGAAAUUCUGAAAGAGCUAGGGGUGAUGUUUUUGUUUCUUAAUUUGAUAGCCAUCAUCUGUGUUUUCUGGGAGCUCUGAAUUAGAAAUGAGAGUUCAGCCUGAACUGCUAAAAACACUAAUUGCUGUGUUUAUUUCCUCCCACAAGACCCCUAGGCUAACUAGGAGUUCAAGCUAUGAUUAAAAUGUGGAUAUAUAAAGACAAGAUGAUACAGAUCUUGAAAUGUGCAGCCAGUUUGGAAAAUCCUAUGUUGGAAAAACAUUGCCCAUAGCAAUGUACCUUACAGAGCAACAAGAAAGUGAGGAACUAAGGGUACUUAAUGGCACUAAAAUUGAGCAAAAUGGCUGUUCUAUCCUUUGUGUGAAGAUGGAAUGAGGAAUUUAAUGGAUUAUUCUACAUUGUGACAAAAGCUUUAUGAAAAUGUGUACUUUUGAAACCGAGGUAUUUCAGCAGUGGGUUUAUAGGCGGGUCUUUCUGAGACAUGCUUUCACUGUUUUUCUAAAAUACUUGAUUGGCAGGAAACAAUUUAUUCUUAAGUCUGUUGCUGGAGUCCCAUGGGAUUCAAACUAAUAAUUUGAUUGAUUGUUUGAUAAAAAGGUGGUAGUUUUGCUUACGUUACAGUGGUAUUAAAAAUGCAAAGCUGUCUGGACAAUCUGCCUGUGCAGUGUUGGAACACCCAGCUCUUAAUUGAUUGGACUUUGCUGUCCAGCACAGAUACCAUCUGCAUUCAUCCCUUAGACAAGUCAUUUUCUGCAGGGGAGAAAAAAUAUCUGUUUAUUGGUUUUUUGAGUUUACAUUUGUUGUGUGGCUUGUGGCAUAUAACUAACCCCGGUGCUGGAACAAAGCAGUAGAGGGCUGUGUGUGAUCAGUGUAGGGCCCAGAAGUGUUCUAACGGUAUAAUGAACUACUUCACAUGGCUUUGUACUUGAGCUAACAGGUUCUCCAGGGACACUUUAUGAAGCUCAAGAGAGAGAGUCUUACAUUUUAGCCUUUCCCUCUGUGGGUGUGAUUGUCUAGUUCUAGAUGAACAGCCUCGGUGUGUUGUGCCGUGCUUCAUCGAUUUAGCUCCUAACCAGGAACGGAUCUUUGCACUGUACUCUGUGUUGUGUUCCUGAACGUCAUUCAUGCUUUUAUUUGCUAAGAAAUGUCUGAGCGUUUGUUUGUGUGCUUUACUGUGAGCUUGACCCCGCAGCACGUCAGGCUGUACCCCUGCAUAGUGCCCUCCUAUAGCAUGGUGCUUGUUUCAGGGUAGUAAUUAAAAUGAAUGAAAGGGGAGUGAUGUUAAGUAGUGGCUUGCUCCUUUGUAGGUGAGAGAAUCCAAAGAAAUACUACAUCUACUCUCAAGAUAAUACCCUUUCUGCAGUCAUGCUUAACACCGGGUUGUUUGUAUGUCAGAGUUUUGCUGAUAGGCUGAUAAAGCUCAAUGUUGUGUUUUGUAUGUUUUGACAAGAAAACUGAUAAGCCAGUGUGGAGAUAACUGGAUUUGGGGUAGAACUGCAUGUUUCUGCUACUGCUUCCUAAAGAGAUUUUAACAUGAUGCAAGUAGUGAAUUAAUUUAACUAAAUGCCUUUUUGCAAGACAAGGGGGAAGAGUCUUCAGUGUAAUGAAAGAAAAAAAAAAAAAAAGCAUCAGUCUUUAAGUUCAGUCUCUUCACUGUAAUGCUGAGGCAGAAAAGUACACAGGGUUGGUAUCCCAGGACCAGUUUAUAAAGAGCUGUGUAGGUAAGUGGUGACGGGCCUUUGCCCAGAAAGAACGUAGUUUCUGUUCUUGCAAAGUUUUUCUGAUGCCUACCGUGAUUACUGGCAGGUUGCAGUAAAGCUAUUAAAGAGUACAAAUGAGUGUUCUAAAAAACCUGCAUGUGAACCUUCCUGUUUUAAAAACAUUUAAAUUGUAUACCUAUCCAUUAUACACACGUAACGUGCCUGUAUGCUUGGAGCUUUUCAGCUAUUCCUGAAGGAAUAUGUAGCGUUUUAGGGAGCUUCUAAAUAAAGGGCAGACGCGUAUAGGGAAGGGGAGGUUCUUUUUCCUUUACCUAAUUUUGGAGUCUCACUCUGUGCUGGCAGCCGUAUGUUGUCAGUGCAGAGUAUCAGAAGAGCUGGCAGGUAGAGGUGAGAGUAGUGGCAGAAGGGUCGUGUGCAGAGUGAGGUGGUGUACAUCUGUAUGUGUACCUAUGUACCUUAAUGCAUCCAUACAGGAAAAUACACUUUGGAGAGGAGUUUCUUACCAAGUACUGUAACACAUGUAUGACACCCAGUUCCUAUUUAGUUCCUUUAAAUUAGAUUCUAGGCAACUUGCUUCAAGUAACAGUUUUAUACAGCUAAUUUCCAAGCAUAAAACUCUUGCUAUGGGGGAAAUAGUUUUUAAUAAUGCAUUUAAGAAUUCGUUAUGUUAAUACAGGUACAGUGAAAGAGUCUGGUGAGAAACAUAAGGGAUCUGUUGAAAUUCCUAACCUGUCAGAAGAAAAUGAGGUAGAUGAUACAGAGAUAAACAUUAGCAAAAAGAAAGGGGAAGGUGAUGUUCUGAAGGACCUUAUGAGAACUGAAGGAACCACGAAAGUCAGAGAGGCCCUGAGAGAUUAUCUGAAAGCACUUAAAACAGAGUUUACCUCGGGAAUGAUUCUGCCAACAAAAGCUCCUGUUGGUCAGGAGCCGGCUGCUGAGCGAAGACUAAAUGGAAACACCAUGCAAGAUUCCAUGUCACCACAGUCUUUAGGUAGAGUUGGUGUAAAAAUUCCAACAGUGAAGAUACUGAUGAGAGAAAUCUUCAACUCUCCAGCAGAUGAACUUUAUAGCAUCUUCACAACUAAGGAAUUGGUACAGAAGUUUUCUAAAUGUCCUGCUGUGAUUGAAGCUGACAAAGGAGGCAAACUUCAGAUGUUUGAUGGCUCUGUCAGCGGUGAAUAUGCAGAACUGGUCCCAAGCCAAAGAAUUGUCCUGAAGUGGAGGUGUAGGAGCUGGCCUGAUGAACAUUAUGCAACGGUUGCCUUGACUUUCAAGGACGUGGCUGCUCAAACAGAACUGGAGUUGGAGUGCAAAGGCGUGCCUGUCUCCAACGAAGAGAGUACAAGGCAAUGUUGGAAGCAGCGGUAUUUUGAAGAAAUACAUCUAUUACUGCAGCAAUCCAAAGAUGACAUGGAAUGAGAACAGCACUGUACUUUUGUUGGGGCAUUACUUUUUAUACUUUGUUAACAUUUGUUUUUUUACAGAAAGUAAUUUAUUUGUGGGAAGAAUAAAGACCCACUUCUAUGAUAUUGUAUAUAAUUUAAGCAUUAUUUAUUGAUUUCUAGUGAAUGAGGUGGUGAGUCAGACAGACUGGGUAUAUAAACAGCUUUACCUGGGGAAAUGGAGCUGUGUUCUGCUGGCCUCCAACUGCAGAGAGCAUUAAUGAUUUGGCUGCAGGAAGUGCUGUAGGUAAGCUACAGGAAUCAAGAGGAAGCAUUUGCAGUUUGUUAUUAGUCAGUGUAUCAAGUGGUGAAUUAAAUCCCUCCCAGAGAUGGGGUUCCCAUCAGAGGUGAACUGAAAGGGCUGAUAAAACUGCUGAUGCAUUAGAUCUGUCAAUAAAUGGGGUGGAUAUAGUUUACAGUCUCUUCAAAUACUUCUGAAGAUGGCUUUAACUGCAGACUGAAUUUGUGUCUAGCUCUGUGGAUGGUUUUACAGAAAUACCAUCUCACUGCAGUUGCUACAACAGUUACUACUAUUACUUCUGCAUGCACUCUACCCCCUUACUGACCUCAGUGUGAAAGAAACAAACAGUAAUAAUGCUUCCCCUUUUGCAGUUCUGUAAACCUUCUGCUGAAAUGAUUUAUGGCCCUCUGCUAUGCUGUAGCUCAACUGAACAUCUGAGCAACUCUUUUUGUUAGGAGUAAGAAACUGUUACUCCUAAUUAAACCAUAUUGAGGUUAGCAAGGAUAACUUAAUUCUUAAAUGCUUUUAAAAAGUGUAUGAAUUAAAUAAUGCAAUUUGAAACAAAUUGACCAAAAAGAGGCAAACGUGGUUGGCUCAAUAAAAUAUGUGACUCUACAUGCAGUUAUUUUCUCCAUGAACAGAUACUGCCAAACUAAACGAGUCUGUAUAGCAGUUAAGUCCAAUAUAUUUUAUUUUUACGGGAUACCAGCAUGCAGCAACCUUACCACACAUAAGCUUAUACCAUCCUGAAGAUAAAGAGGUGCUGAUCUUUUCUGCAGGCAAGGUUUUUCCCUGAGAAGUUUGCAGUUACCCCCUUUGAACUUAGGUGAGGUUUGUUGUGGUAACAAGAACAAACUGUAAUGGCUGGUUACUGGGUGUUGCCUUGCAGGUGUUAAGAAAUGGCCAGAGAACAGCCUCAUGAGAAACAGCAUGUUUUAUGAUAUCUUUCUUUUUCUAAAUGCUCAGAAUUUAGUUACCUGUUUGAAUAAAUAUUCAGGGACAAGAAGCCAAACAUUCUGAAUAUAAAAAUGAUUUAGAGCAGCGGUUUAUAAAGGGGCAACCUUAAAUACAAACAUAAAAUCUAGGUUUAAAGAGGCAAUGAGGCCAGGUGGUUUCGUGUGUAACAAUCCAAGAGAUUUUGUGACAGUUUGGUAUCUGAGAGCAGGCUGUUACAUCUCAUCACAAGCUUCUUCAAACGGUUUCUCCUAGAGCCCUGGUACUUCUCCAGGAAGUGGGGCUCACCCCCUGCCCCCAACUAAAAACCCCAUCCACCAUUUUGCUAGUUGGGAUUUUGUUGUCUCCUCCUGUGAGCAGGAGCAUUCAGCUGGACCACCUGUCACUCACCAGUGUUAAAAGAAGCAACUGAUUUGUGCUCCCAGAGUCAGGGGUAGCCAGAACCCCUGAAAACUCCACAGCUGCUGUGGGGAGACUCAAGCCUGUGCGAGGACCAACAGCCCCUGCCAGCCCCUUAUUUCCUUUAUAACGCAAGGGUAGGGAACUGAAGAGGACACACUAUCCUCUUCCCUUGCAUCUGCACAGCUCUAAUUCCUGUAACAUGCAGAAUCUUGCUGAAGUUAAAAGCAUAAAGUACCCACCUUAUGGUUCUGCUUCC